AUGGUUCGAUCGUUUAUUCGUGGGGCCAAUCUAAGACGGUGGCUGUCAAGAAUAGACUGUCCUGCGGCUAUUAAGCUGUGUAAGGACUUCUUCGACAAGGCAUUUGGGUCGAAGCACGACAAGCACAGGGACAGUAGGCUUGAAGACCUUCCCAUUCAGCAGUUCCCUGCGCCACUGCAGAACCUAACGCAGCAGCAGUGGGGUCCUCUGUGCUCUUAUCUGAGGUUCCGUAGGAUCAUGUACUCGUCAGCAGCCUUUCACACAGGUAAUAGUCUCAUAUUCUUCUACCCUAUGGGGGGCUCGGAGAACCACGCCGUCCCUGGGUCCAUCCAAUACAUCUACAGGAGGGCGGGUUCGUUGAAGUUCGCGGUGAGACGCCAGAUGCAGGCCCCUCAGGAAUACCCAGAUCCUUUCCGGAAAUGGAGAGAUCAUUAUCCUGCUGAGGUUUAUUCGUUGCAGCUCGCAGACGAUCUGGAGGAGGUUGAUCCGACACGAGUGCUCUGUCAUUUUGCUCGAUUCCCUCUGACGGACGAGCUUGCUGUUGUACUCAUGUUAUCUCAGGCAUACAAGUCGGUUGUGCCCGUACCAGGCUGCGAGCCGCUCUCCCAGCCACUCUUAGCCGCCGGUGGGCCGCCGCCGGCUAUUGAGUGGCUUGCCGAUGCAGCCACUGGCGGCCCGUCGGCGGCCCGAUUAUAUACCGGACGAUCCCGAAUCAGCAAAUCGCACAACAAGACUCAUCAUCACUACAUACCUGGUCCCCCGGACAAAGAAGUCCCGCCUCCUCGCGCAAUCACCCAUUGGUGCCCAGGCCAACAGCCGUCUACUGGUCCGUCUAUCGCAAGCAGACUCGUCUACAAAAACGAGCUUAUCACCCCCGCCGUUACAGUUGAGCCCGAUGUCCGCCAUAUACAGGUCUCGUUCAUCGUCAUCUCGCUCAAGGGCUAUUCGCGUGACCUGAUCCGCAAUAACCAUCACUUUCUGGGUCACAAUCAUUGA
Molecule: messenger RNA, 996 nt
Organism: Gloeophyllum trabeum ATCC 11539
Lineage: Eukaryota; Fungi; Basidiomycota; Agaricomycetes; Gloeophyllales; Gloeophyllaceae
Exons: 3
Coding region: 1-996 (331 amino acids)
Source: RefSeq, a predicted model, not a curated record